AUGGUCCGCGACACGAUGCAAGAGCAGAAGAAACAAACCAAGAAUCGUCAGAUGACACUUGACCAGAAACUUGACAGGAUUAUCACCUUGCUUGAAAGUUUGGGACUCAGAAUAGCAAGGAUAGAGAAGAUCCUAGGAAUCAAAAAUGAACAAAGAGAGAGUGAGAAACAAGAGAACCAGACUCAAGAAGAAGAGACUCAAGAAAAAGAGGUAAGCAAAUUCUGA
Arabis nemorensis is the source of this 225-nucleotide messenger RNA. The record is from the annotation of a GenBank genome assembly. Lineage: Eukaryota; Viridiplantae; Streptophyta; Magnoliopsida; Brassicales; Brassicaceae.